AUGAACGACCCUCGACAUGAUGCCCCGCUGCCGAGCGCCAACGCCAACAUAAACGUUCCCGCUACCACGACGACCGCAACGGUUCUCCCCACGACAGCGAAUGGCUCUGCCAAAGGCGGCGAUGUCAUUGAUGCGGGUCUGAGGAGUCUUGAUCACUAUAAGCGCGCCCUGCCAAAAUGGCGAUACGACCUGCGCCAGCAAAUGCUGCCCCUGAUCCGAUGGGAGACGCCAUAUCUUGCCUGGAUGCAGGAGAAGAUGCGAACUCCGGCUCUUGAUAGUUACUUUGCCAUUACGGCCAACCUCGGAACACAUACCUUCUUUAUGAUAGGAUUGCCUAUCUGCUUCUGGUGCGGACAUGCUGCCUUUGGCAAAGGACUUGUUCACAUCCUCGCCCUUGGUGUCUUUUGGACGGGCUUCAUUAAGGACUUCUACUCACUUCCGCGUCCUCUAUCGCCCCCUCUCCAUCGAAUUACCAUGUCAGGCUCUGCAGCACUCGAAUACGGUUUCCCUUCGACACAUAGCGCCAAUGCCGUAUCUGUCGCCGUUUAUGCGCUCCUCAUACUGCGUAGCCCCGAGAAUACACUCCCUGCGACGACCAAGAUCGCACUAGAGUUUCUCUCAUACUUUUACGCUAUUUCGAUCAUAUUCGGACGUCUUUAUUGUGGCAUGCAUGGUUUCCUUGAUGUGAUUGUUGGAUCUAUCAUGGGUGCUGCUAUUUCUUUCCUCGAAUUCUACUACGGACCUCCACUGGAUGCAUACAUGCACUCAAGCUCCUGGGUUGCUCCUCUUAUUGCCACGCUGAUCAUCUUGGUUCUUGUGCGAAUUCAUCCCGAGCCAGCCGAUGAUUGUCCGUGUUACGAUGAUAGUGUUGCUUUUGCUGGCGUUCUUGUUGGUCUUGAGUUUGGCACUUGGACGUACGGCAAGAUCGCGCUUGAUCCCUGGGAGAGUCAUGCGCAUGGUGGAACUACCGUGGAUAUCACACACCUGGGAUUGGUUGCCAAUGUGGCCAGAAUCGUCUUUGGUGUUCUUGUCGUCUUUAUGUGGCGCGAGACGAUGAAGCCCUUGUUGCUCAAGCUUCUGCCUCAUUUGUUCCGAAUCUUCGAACAAAUUGGUGUCAACAUGCCUCGACGAUUCUUUACCCCUGCCAGCAAGUACAAGACUGUACCGGCUGGGUCUCGUAUCGAUACUCUAUUCCCUUCACCCUCAGACUUCCCUCGAAUGGUUGAGAGCAUCCGAAACCCCGCAACCCGAGGUCGCUCUGUGUCCAUCGGACCUCAAAGUGCGGCAGACGCAUACGAAACUCUGGCGUAUAGGGAACGCAAGCGGCGCGAGAGCGUCAGCAGCAACCAUAGCCUUAAGAGCAGAUCAGACAACACCGAACUCGAGACCAUGCAUGAGGACCAUUCUGGAAAGGGUGCCCAGACUUCCGGCUCACAGCCUCGUCAUAUUACCGACUACGAGAAGAUGAUGGGAACAGGCGAGGUUGUGACAACUCCAGCCGCCGAGGAUGAUCGGAUCGAUAUUUUUGUUACAAACACAGAGGACGGCUUGGGAGAAAAGGAGAUGUUCUCGCAGUUGAUCAAGCCCCGUGUGCGAUAUGACGUUGAGGUUAUAACAAAGCUUGUCGUAUAUACAGGUAUUGCUUGGUUUGCAGUGGCUAUAAUCCCCAUAAUGUUUGAGAUUGUAGGCUUGGGAACGAACCAAAUGAGCGAGCAAUGA
Messenger RNA from Fusarium sp. VM40, 1719 nucleotides. NCBI's taxonomy places the organism in Eukaryota, Fungi, Ascomycota, Sordariomycetes, Hypocreales, Nectriaceae. The record is from the annotation of a GenBank genome assembly.